CUUCAUUCAGGUUCAUACAGGGAACAGUCUAUUAUCUGAGGGAUUAACUUUUGAAACAACACAUCAUCUUGAUAUAAUAUGGAGACAAUACAACUCUGUCUUUUCACGGCACUGUGUCUGGGAAUCGACGGCUCGUCUUCAGAAAUUUUGCAGCGACAAAAAAGAAACUGGAUCAUAGAUUCUUUUAGUAUAGACGAAGGCUAUGGGGGAAGUUACCCAUAUUCACUUGGCACAGUUAAAGUUGAGAAGACCCUCACCCUCUUCCAGAUACAUGGUCAAGGUGUUGAUGAGGACCCCAAAGGCAUAUUACAUAUCAACAACCGCACAGGGGAGAUUACUGUCCACGGCCCUGUCGACUAUGAGACAUACCAGGAGCUUAAGCUGGUGUUUCUGGCUCUUGAUAGAGACAGUAGAGUAAUAGACACACGGCUGGGCAUUGAGAUAUCAGUUAUUGAUGCAAAUGAUCACCCUCCAAAGUUUGACCGUGAAAUCUAUAUGAUCAGCAUAAAAGAAUCUACGUUACAAGGCACUAACUUGAUUACUAUUCAAGCAACAGAUAGCGACAACGGGAACAACAAACUAUUUACUUUACGAAUAGUCUCCACCAGUUAUAAAUCAGAGGAAGUGGAGUUCUACAUAACUCAAAUGGCUGGUACUCAAACUGGAACCAUUUCGUUUAAGGGGUGUCUGGACCAUGAAAAAGCAGAGAAACACAUCAUUAUAGUAGAGGCCAAAGACCGUGGAGACAAACUACAGCUCUCCAGCUCCUGCACUGUCAUAAUCAACAUAGAAGAUGGAAAUAACCACAGUCCUGAGAUCACAGGACAAAGAGGUCCAGGGAAAGUGAAAGAAGGAGAGGAAAAUGUUCUUGUUUCACGGCUGCAAGUUAAAGAUGAAGACGGCAAAGGUACAGAUGCCUGGAGAGUGAAAUAUCAAAUCCAAGGAGAGGCAGGCAACUACUUCAGAAUCAGUACUGAUCCUGACACAAACGAGGGACUACUCUUUGUGAAGAAGCAUCUGAACUAUGAGGAUGGUCCUGUAUGGAAUGUGACUGUCAGUGUGGAGAAUGAACUCCCCUAUUAUUCGUGCAGAGUGGAGAGUAAAAGUGCCGUUGGUCUUUGGAAAGUCACUACUAUUAGUGCUGCUAGUGGUGGUGGUGGUGGUGGUGGUGGUGGGGCUGUGACAGGGCUACGAGAAGGAUCAUCCAUAUACCAAUUGACAGUGUCUGUGGAGGAUGUCAAUGAGCCUCCGAUCUUCGACGAAUUCAACAAAGAAGUUCCAUUGUUUGAGAAUAUUAAGGGGGGACAGUAUCUGGUUACAUUUACAGCUAGAGACCCUGAUGUCAGCAGCAAAAACACAUUUGUAUACAUAAAAGGAAAGGACCCCGCUGGCUGGGUUACAGUGGACCCCAAAACUGGGAAAGUAACCACAUCAAAGAUGACAGACCGAGAGUCAGUCUUUGUGAAUCAAAGUAUCUAUGUGGUCAAUAUAUAUGCCGUUGACGAUGGUAAACCUCCAAUGACAGGCACUGCAACCCUCACCAUCCACAUUAAAGAUGAGAAUGACAAUGUUCCUUCCCUGACUGAAACUAUUAUUGAAAUGUGCCAGUCCGAUCGACCCUCAUGGGCCAAAAUCACAGCCUUGGACCUGGAUGAAGAGCCCUACAGUGGGCCUUUCAGCUUCAAGCUCCACGGAGAUGUUGAUGGCAAAUGGAAGAUCGACCCUUUGCAAGGGGAGUUCUAA
Molecule: messenger RNA, 1743 nt
Organism: Seriola aureovittata
Lineage: Eukaryota; Metazoa; Chordata; Actinopteri; Carangiformes; Carangidae
Product: cadherin-2-like
Exons: 10
Coding region: 79-1743 (554 amino acids)
Biological process (GO): cell-cell junction assembly; multicellular organism development; calcium-dependent cell-cell adhesion
Cellular component (GO): plasma membrane; catenin complex; adherens junction
Molecular function (GO): calcium ion binding; cadherin binding
Source: RefSeq, a predicted model, not a curated record